CUAUGUUCGUUUCCUUCGCUCCUGGUCCGGCUCCAUUUUCAAUUUUCAGUGCAAUUCGAGCGGUGUCAGUGGGUGGGUGUCGUGCGCGAAGCCCCGUGACAUAUACAUACACACACACACAUCACAUCACAUCACAAUCAUAUAUCUAUGUAUGCAUGUUUGUACGUACGUGAAUAGAGUGCGAAAGGGAAGGAACGUUGAUUCGGACAGAGACAGACGGGGUUUAUGUUUUCGUUUUUCACGCCGGGUUCUAUUCCGUUUCCGCUGCGUGGAGUCGCCGCAACCCCCAGGAGUCGCACUCGCAGAAACCCAGAAUUGUUAUCCGGAUGGCUUGAGAGGAGAGAGAGAAGGCAGGUCAAAGGGCACCGGCAUGGGCGCCACCUCAGGGGAUGACGUCUACAGCAUCCCGACGUUGGCGAGGCUGCUGCACGCUCUGCCCCAUCUCAAUGUCACCUUCCACAGGGUCAACUCGUCCUUCGAUCCUAACUCUCCGAUCUACUACGAGAGUUUAGGAAUUCUCGCGUCGGUGCCGGCUGCUUGGUUGAUCCUCACGCUGCUGGUGCUCCUCAUCUACCUGCUGACGCGAUGCUGCGAUCGAAAGCCGCGACCGUCGCGAUCCAUCUCCGCGAUGAAGGUGACGCUGGCCGUCGUCUCGGUGCUCUGCUGCGCAGCGGUCGGGCUCGGCCUUUACGGGAACGACGACCUGCACAACGGGUUCACCCAGCUGCUGCAGGAGGGUAAGCAGGUGGACCAGCAGGUGCAUCGGAUCAAGAAUCAAACUGAGAACAUCGAGCGGCAACUUCGGCAGCAGGCGAACCUGCAGUUGACGCAGCUGCGCGACAUCUUCGACGAACCGAUCUCGAAUUCGACGGCCCUCAAGCAAUGUCUGCAGUGGCUGACCUGGGCUGCGAACAACAACACGGCGGCGGCUGCAGCAGCGGCGGACAUCCGACAACCGCUCAACCACAUCGUGUUUUCAGAGAGCAUCGACAGAGGUGAAUGGUUCGAGCAGAUCCGGUGGCCGUCCACGAUGGCCGUGCUCAGCGUUCUGCUGAUACUGUGCGUGGUGCUGCUGGUCGGCGUGGCCAGGCACAGUCGGUGCGCGCUCAUCGCAUUCUCAGUUUGCGGCCUGCUGGCCGUCAUAGCCUCGUACGUGAUGGCGAGCAUAUAUAUAGCGUCGACCGUUGCCUUGGGCGAUCUCUGCAUGGCACCUGACAAAUUCAUAGAGGACCAGGCUAAGAACGAGCUGACCAAAGAGAUUUUACGUUAUUACACGAGUUGCGAGAGGGCCCGCGCCAACCCGUUCACGCAGCGACUGCGCGAAGCCAAGGGCGCCAUCGAGAACACCAGGUCUUCUUUGACCGCUCUCAGGAAACCAGCUCUCGAUCUCUUCCCCAGGAAGGCGCUCGAGCCCAAGUUCAGUUCGCUCUUGAACCAGGUCAACGAGGGCGAUCUGCUGAUCACCGCGUUGACGGCCAGUGUCGACUGCAGAGCUCUGCACACCCAUUACCUUCGCGGCGCUCGCGCCCUCUGCAACACCGGUCUUCUAGGUCUGUUCCUCAUGCUGGCUUCGGCCAUUCUCGCCGGCCUCCUGCUCACCGUCCUCGUUUGGGUUGACUCGCAUACUUGGAUUUACAUUAGGAAGAAGAAGGACUAUCAUCAAGUGAACGAGACCGAUCCGUAUCUGCCGCCGCCAGCUGCAAGCCAGGCAAUCGCGGCGAGGACUCUCCAACGUAGCCAAGGGUCGUCUUAUCCCCCCGACACUCCUCCACCCAGCUACACAUCUGCAAUGUUGCAUAAUAGAAGCCCAGCUUCCAAUCAUCCCACCAUGCAUGAAGCUCAUUCGCUAAUAGAUGGGUGCGACAUGCGACCGACGGAUCAUCACCAGCAGCAGCAGCAGCAACAGCGAGGCGCCCAUAUGUCUCAUCUCAGAGGCCACACCCUCGGCAGGUUGCCGUCCCACCAUCACGAGCCACUCUCAGGACCCAACAAUGGCAAGUACGCGACUCUGAGCAAACAGUGCAAGACCCUAGAGAGUUCAGAUUUUUACUGAGACAGGGCUGCCUGCAAGGAUUUCCCAAACUUCAAAGGUUUUAAGUUCGAUCAGCAACAGCAGCAGCAACAACAACA
Messenger RNA from Nicrophorus vespilloides, 2130 nucleotides. Its product is annotated as protein tweety. Gene Ontology annotation, molecular function: volume-sensitive chloride channel activity; intracellularly calcium-gated chloride channel activity. Gene Ontology annotation, cellular component: plasma membrane. The record is from RefSeq and is a predicted model, not a curated record. Bases 152 to 2053 code for a protein of 633 amino acids. Lineage: Eukaryota; Metazoa; Arthropoda; Insecta; Coleoptera; Silphidae. The transcript is spliced from 6 exons.